This is a messenger RNA of Gymnodraco acuticeps, 3174 nucleotides long. RefSeq lists its product as uncharacterized. The record is from RefSeq and is a predicted model, not a curated record. The transcript is spliced from 2 exons. NCBI's taxonomy places the organism in Eukaryota, Metazoa, Chordata, Actinopteri, Perciformes, Bathydraconidae. The coding region runs from base 658 to 2523 and encodes 621 amino acids.
GCCCAUACAGUUUUUGACCACACACAAGGAGCACACACACAAGGAGCACACACACACAAACACAGGAUUAAAAACAAAGCAAAAGGUAUUGUGUAAACCAUAAAUAUCGUGUGGUGAAUGAAACAAAGAAACCAGUAAAAAAGGGAAAUAAAUGGACUAUUUCGAACUGGAAACGUUGGUUCUGACUUUUAUUCGGCAGCAAACAAGGUGUGCGUCAAUUACACCCACCAAGCGGAUCCUCAGAGGCUUAAAGCGUUGGCUUAGCCUCUACAUAUAGUCAAAAACUAGCCUUUUUUGGAGUAAUAUAGUCAAAAACUAUAUGGAGUGACACAAGAAGACAUUUUUUCGUUGCGUUUAUCGGACGCUGAGAGCGGCUGCUCACCUUCUACCGGACGCCGAGAGGAGGAAAACAACACGCCGGCUGCUCAGCUGUUAGCAGCCACCUGACGCCGAGAGGAGGACGGCUACAACUCGUUUGCUCAUCUGCUGCACAGGAAAGCGUCAGGAGCAACGAGCUGAAUGGUGCCGGGAAGCUUUUCGCCGCUUGGCACGGAACUACGUUCAUCUAAGGAGGUGGAAAGGUCCUUUCCAGGUGUUAAUAGUGACCAGAACAGCCCUGAGAGUACAAGGUAGAGCGGAGUGGAUUCACGCUUCCAGAUGUCGUCUCUCUCCUCUACCGGAUGCUGGCGUGUGAAGGCAGUCAUCAUCAUCGUCGUUCUGGGUUUACUAUACCUGGCCAAGGACGCCUUGCUAGAUGAAGCUGUGAAAAUCCCAACGACAGGUGGCGGGGGCUCUCGCCCCUCUGAGGGAGAAAAUAAGGUGCCCUUAUCUAAGAGCGCAGACGACUUGACCACUCAGGGCCCAGACCCUGAGGGCAAAACAACACCAACGGGCAAAUCAGUGCCUAGCGACAAGGACAGGUUGUAUCCAAUCACCACACAGACAUUCAGUAUGGUGCAAGAGACACAAAGAGAGAGAAAAGGAGGGAGAAUAAGGAGGAUUGUCUCCCUCCCUGAUCAUAAGUCAGAGACUAUUUCUUUUAACUACCCAAUUUCAAUAUGUGACUCAUCUAACUGUAUUAUUGUGUUUCCUGUGUCCUUAGUUUACCCAACGUGGGAGAUGUAUCCAAAGAACCAGUACCAUUGGUUCGGGGUCUCAUCAGAGGUGGUAAGAAUGGCUCUCAACACCAUUGAAGAAAUGCCCCCAGAACUGUGGUGUAGCACUGUAGAACAGUUCAAGACACUGAUAAGGGAUAAGGUAAAAUGUACAAUGAGGAAACCAGAUUACCAGGUUCCCAAUCCAGGUGCUACUGCAUGCACAUUUAUUGGACCAGAUAGCAAAACAAAUGUUCCAUCUACUCCACUUAAACAAUCAGGAGGUGAUGUUACUCCACUUAAACAAUCAGGAGGUGAUGUUACUCCACUUAAACAAUCAGAAGGUGAGGUAGAUUCUUCAAAAAAGGCCUUAAUUACUCCUUUUAAACGAACUAAAACUAAUUCUGCAGUAAGUUUAAUGUUAGACUACGCGCAUGAACGUAAUGUUAGCAACUGUUGGUUGUGCCAAAAUAGGCCAGAAUCAAUGCAUUCUCCUAUGUUUAGCCCAAUUCCUUUCACAAAAGCUGAUUACGGUUUAGUAAGCUGGAAUGACAUAGCAUCCAGAAUUAGCGACGAGGCGGAGGAUUGUUAUACUCCUUCCUACCCCAUAGACUCUGAGCAACCUUUACAGUACAAGGGCUUAGUCUCUCUCAUUGUUGAUACAGUAAAUAAAAAUUACCUGCCUGACGGUUUCAAACGGUUGAUGUUUUUAAAACUAAUAUAUAUGAAGAAAUACGUUAACCUAGCUUUUGAAUAUAGAUUCCAGUUAGCUCUAGCUCAGACUAAUUGUUCGGCUAACGUCACAAGUCCAUGCAUAAUGCAACCACACACACCCGCUUUGUUAGUUGAAGCUUUGGUAACAGUUGUGCCCUGGUUUGGCUCUAGAACAGUGGACUCCGUUGAGGUUAAAAUACAUGACUGUACGCAGCCAAUACCCUUAGGCAAGCCCCCUACACGUGACUGCUCAGUAUAUGUCCCCCCAAUUGUGGUGCAUGAAUGGAAGAAUGUGUCCAUCUGCUUCCAGAAUGAAGUAGGAUCUCACACCUCUCCUGAUGUGGGACACAGCGACUGUAAUACCAUAGUGAGAGUAAAUUUAGCCAGAAUUCCCCUCCCACAGAGAGUUUACUUAGUUUGUGGGGAUCGCGCGUACGGCUGUGUGCCAUAUGACGUUUUUUAUGGCACCUGUUAUCUAGCCUACCUAAUCCCUUUAAUCCGUAAAGUAGAGGCUAAGGAGAUCGCAGCGAUUCUUCCCUCUCUACACAGGAACAGCAGGUCAAUUACACAAGGACAACAGAUAGCUAGCCUAUUUUUGCCUUGGUACGGUAUUUAUGUUACUCAGCAGGAAAUUGUGGCACUGUCCAAAGUUGUAGAACACCAUCUAAAUGUAUCUAACACAGCGAUGUUAGCUGAACACAAAGAAUUGCAGUAAGUUAGUACAGUAGCACUACAGAAUCGCAUGGCGCUUGAUCUCCUCUUAGCUGCCCAGGGGGGCACAUGCAAGGUGAUAGGAUCGGAGUGCUGUUCUUUCAUCUCUGAUGCCACACCUGAAGUUAUGGAUAUGGCUCAUGAUACUGCCAGGGGGAUAAAAGAAUUGCAUGAAACUCAUGGGUUUACAUUUGGAGAGUUAAGUGGAACCUUUGGAUCCUGGGGAGCGGGGUUGGUUACAUUUGUUGUUACUGUUUCAGUGUUUAUCUUGGUUGUGCUAAUCCUAGUGAUCUGUUUGAUCACUGUAGUUAAAUUAGCCAUACGAAGGGUUGCCAAGACUGCACUCCAGGCCCCACAAAGGCUAGUGGGGCAUUCGACUGUAAAUGACACAAUAUUAAUGUACAACGCUGAGCUUCCAGAUCCCUGGGUCUCCAUCGCGGUUUCUGACCCAUGGGUACCCCCGUUCAGCGAUUGAGAAGUUGAUUACAGUUGAUAUUCUGAAUAAAGAACAGAUGUUUUGAUAAUUGAUUACAGUUGAUACUCUGGAUUAAAGAACAAAUGUCUGAUUUUUCAUUUUCAGGUUGUUAUACAAAUAAAAUGUCUGAUUCUUCCUUUUCAGAUUUUUAACAAAUGUAUUUGAAUGAAAUAUAUGUAU